UUGAAACCAAUAAAUUCCCAAAUCCUUUGUCUCUCUCUCUCUCUCUCAAUCUCCAAUUCUCGGCGCUCUCAAGUCUGAAGGCUGAAUAUUGAGUCCAUAUCCUUGAAUUGAAGGUCCCUAUAUAUUUUUAUGCCAAAUAAAUCUAAUUGAUCCUGAAGGUCUUUAUAUCCUUGAAGGAAGCCAGUUAUUGCUGAAGGUUAUUAGAUAACAGCUAUCUCAAAUAUAUCACAUUGCCAUCAGGAUACUUGGAGAUAACUCAGAAAAACAUGUCAAAUUUUAACAUGAAUUCUUGUCAAUCUUCCUCAUGGAAAACCCGAAGCUCCUUACGAGGUCCUGUUGCCAUCUUUUGGGACAUUGAGAACUGUGCCGUGCCAAGUGAUAUGCGUUCAGAGGAUGUGGUCGGUAACAUUAGGAUGAGUUUACGAGCCCAUCCUACAAUUAAUAAACUAGUGAAAAUGUUUUCAGCAUAUGGAGAUUUUAGCGCAUUUUCGAGGCGACUAAAAAAGGGGUGUUAUAGGAUAGGUGUCCAACUCGUUCACGUUCCCAAUGAUGCUACCUCCAAGAAAACUUUGGUCGACAUGUUCCUUUUUGCUCUCGACAAUCGCCCACCCUCAUCAAUCUUGUUAAUCUCGGGAGACGGAGAUUUUGCUCCUGCACUUCAUGUACUAGGUCAACGUGGAUACACUAUUAUCCUUGUUAUUCCAUCAAGGGUGGGAGUCUCAUCGGCUCUGAGUAAUGCAAGUCAGUUUAUAUGGGAUUGGUCUAGUAUGGCUCAUGGACAUGGAUUUGUGCUGCAGGCUAAUGCAAAUGUUGCUUGGUUUCCAGUGGAAUGCUCAAUGAACAAAAGUAUAGACAAUUCGAAAAGUUAUUAUAGCAUGUCAAAUUUUAACAUAAAUUCCUGUCAAUCUUCCUCAUGGAAAAUCCAAAGGCUCCUUACAGGGUUCUAUUGCCAUCUAUUGGGACGUCAACGUGGAUACACUAUUAUCCUUGUUAUUCCAUCGAGGGUGGGAGUCUCGUCGGCUCUGAGUAAUGCAAGUCGGUUUCUAUGGGAUUGGUCUAGUGUGGCUCGUGGGCAUGGAUUUUUGCCACAGGCUCGUACAAAUGUUGCUUGGUUUCCAGUGAUGUCAGAUUCUACAUUUGAAUGUAAUGAUAAUUUAGUAUCAGAAUCUAUGACUUCGACAUCACAAAGUCUUACAUGUACCUUGGACAAAGUUUCAGCAGGUGCACUUGCUUCUAGUGACCAGAAUGACUUGACCCGGGUACAACGGAGGGAUCUAAAUGCUUUGCGGGGACAACUCGUAAAGUUGCUUGAAUUGUCAGGGGGAUGUUUACCUCUAAUCCGGCUUCCUGUAGUAUACCACAAAAUGUACGGAAGGUCUCUUUGUGUUUUCAAAUAUGGGAAUUCGAAACUUUCAAGACUUCUAAAAAAGAUGGAUGAUUUGAUGACUGUCCAAGAAAACAUAGAGACAAAGUCGUCUUCCUUUGUAAUUCAAGAUCCAGACCAUGCGUAGAUUAAAGGUUUUUGUAGACUCCGGUGGACAAGAAAUUCACAAUGUACAUCGUCUACAUGAAGUUGUAUGAUUGAUUGUGAAACACAGCCAUAUUAUAAAUUAGAUCUUAUUCAUGAACGUGUCACGCAUAUAAUAAUUUGGCCAAACACAUUUUCGAUUUAAA
Olea europaea var. sylvestris is the source of this 1674-nucleotide messenger RNA. RefSeq lists its product as uncharacterized. The record is from RefSeq and is a predicted model, not a curated record. Gene Ontology annotation, cellular component: peroxisome. The coding region runs from base 267 to 1511 and encodes 414 amino acids. Gene Ontology annotation, biological process: regulation of gene expression. Gene Ontology annotation, molecular function: RNA nuclease activity. NCBI's taxonomy places the organism in Eukaryota, Viridiplantae, Streptophyta, Magnoliopsida, Lamiales, Oleaceae. The transcript has 3 exons.